Molecule: messenger RNA, 2208 nt
Organism: Salarias fasciatus (jewelled blenny)
Lineage: Eukaryota; Metazoa; Chordata; Actinopteri; Blenniiformes; Blenniidae
Gene: cfap91
Product: cilia and flagella associated protein 91
Exons: 17
Coding region: 1-2208 (735 amino acids)
Source: RefSeq, a predicted model, not a curated record
AUGAGCUCGUCCAUCACCCGCACCAUCACCAGGAACUGUGAUGCUAACAGAGUGGCGAAGCAGGAGCGUGUUUAUGACCACUUCUAUGACCCGGUCUGCACCCUGUCAUCACAGAAAGACCAUGUCAAGGCCACUGUCAAGGCCUACGCCUCCAAAAACAGAGUCAGGAGGGUGCCCGAGUUUGCAUCUAUGUUUAGUGACACUCCACGCUACACCAUGAAGCUGGAGCGUGCAGACCAGGUUCCGGCCUUGAGAGAGCAUCAGUGGAGAGUCCAUCAAGACCAGCGCCAAGAGGCCCUGCAGCAGCUGGCCGGGGUUUUACCGAACGCUCAGCCAAGGCUGAAGAAGAGCGACUGCCAAGUGAUUGGACCGGACUACUGGAAAUUUUACAAACGCCCUCUGAUUCCCCUGGGACAGCAGUUCCUUCCAGAUGGGAUUUUUGCAUUGCCAAAAGAAGACUUCAUAGCUGGUGGAGAAAAUGCUGAGGAGCGACCGAGCCACUUCACGGUGGGGGUCCAAACAGACUACAGGGAGAGCGAAACACAGACGGAUCCAUACAGCCCGGAGUACGUGGUGCCGGCCGGGACCAGCCCCUCAGAACUCCUGCAGCUGGCCACUUUGACCUGGGGUCAUGGUCUUCCUGCCGGUUUGGCAGAGGUAGAGCUGAUAGAGAGGGCUCGAGCCAAGCGCGUUUGGGAGGCCAGCCUUCCUCCUCUGGAUGACCUGAGCCAGACAGACAAGAGAAGGCGAAUGAUGGAGGAGAUGGAGGCCAGGGAGUGGGCUUUCAGAGAUGGAGAAAUCCAGAAGCUGCAAGACGCUCGUCUUGAGGUGCUGAAGGAGCUGCUGAGAGAGAGAGACGAGGCUCAGAACGACUUCACAGAGUCCCGACUGAUCCAGAUGUUCCUGAAGCUCCAAAAAGACAAAGAGGCGAGGCAGCAGAAAGUUCAGAACGACCACAUGAGAGCACUGAGGAAGUUGGAUGCCAGGAGAAAGAAUGCAGAGAGGAGGCUUGGCCUUCACGGACUGAUCAGAGAUUCUCCGGCCUACGUCCCAAAGAUCCGCACCGACGUACCCAGCAGCCAAAACACCAGCAAGUUUGAAAGCCUCUACCUGGACACGUACGAAGGGCUGCAGGCGGUGGAGGCAGGAUUAAAAGCUUCAGUCCUCCAAGGAACGACUAAAAAACCUAAACCCAAAGUCAGCAAGUCCCCCGUGACCAGCUCCAUGGACCUGAUGAGGAAAUACAAGGACUGGAGCGAGGAGCCCAACAACAAACCGGCGGAGAGACAAUUACGUCUCCUGGUCAAAAAGGAGAAGCCCCCUCCUCGUCCUGCCACCCCCGAGGUGGAGCACCUGCCAGAGGGCGACGAGGAGACGGAGCUCGCCGUCAUUCACCUGCAGAAAUUACUGAGAGGAAGAAGCACCCAGUACAAGAUGUUUAAAGGGAAAGAAAACCACAUGGACCUCAUCAGGGAGCAGAGGUCUGUCCACGCCCUGCAGGAGGAGGAGCAGAAGCUCCAGAGGGCUGAAGAGGAGCUUGUGCUGACCCUAAAAAAACAGAGUGACAAACGGAGUCGUGAGAUCGCUCAAGCGGACGCCUCUCAGGCCGGAGUGGUGGGCAGGGAGCUGGAGCAGCUGUUUGACACCAUGUCCAAGGAGCUGAUCCGUCUCCAGGAGGAGCGCCGGAUUCACGCGUUCAUGCUGCUGGCUGAGCGAGAGCGCCGUCUGCGCGAGGCCGAGGAAAGUGGAAGACGCCAGGCGGAGGAGCGCAGGCGCAGAGAAGAGGACGAGGUUUUCAGACAAGUGGUGCAGGUGCACCAGAACACCGUGGACCUGUAUUUGGAAGACGUCAUCCUAGCGACCGUUGACAAGGAAGCCGACCAGCAGGCCAGAGAGGAGAUCCACAAGAAGAUCCAAGAGGUCAACGCCAUUGCUUCUGCCAUGGAGGAAAGCCGCAGCGAUCUGCAGUCGGAGGAGAUCGUGUCGGAGCUGAUGUACAGUUUUCUCAUCCCUGAGAUCGAGAAGAUAAACGUCAGGAAUAGAGUGCUCCAGAAGCAGCGGCCUCACCUGCAGGCAGCGCAGAGCCUCAUCCAGGAGGCGGCAGAGCCCCCCAGGACCCAGCCCGGGACUCUGCAGCCUGAGCGAGCCUCUGAGACAGCCUCAGGACAAGAGCCGGAAGCCGAGCAGCAUCAAACCAACACUGAGUGA